CCGCCGCCGCUGCCGCCGCCGCCGCCGCCGCCGCCGCCGCCGCCGCUGCCGCGGGUGCCUCUGCUGCUACUGCAGCCCGAGCAUCCGGGAGCCGUCGCUGUCGCCGCCACAACCGCUGCUUCUACCGCUGCCACCUCCCCUCCCAGGACCCCGAAACACCCUGAGCGCGAGCGGCGGCUGCUGCUUGCUUGCUCCCCUUCUGCCCCCGCCCCUCCCUUCCGUGACCUACCCACUCCUUGCAGCCCUCGCCCGCACCUUCUCCAACACCCCGGCAUCCCUGCACCACCUGCUCGGGCAGCCCCGGCGGGCUCUGGGACUUGCUGUGAGCGCAGAAAGGAAGGCAGGCUCCGAACCCGUGCCUGGUUGACGGGCUGUCGCGGCUGCACCACAGCCGGAGGAGGAGAAGAAACUAUUUCGCCCACCGAAACCCCAUUCUGCGGGUGCUUCGCAGCUGCCGCUUCUGCUGCCUCCAAUCCAGUCCGAGGGUUCGAUCACCGCAGCGGCGGGGACCGUGCGUCCAGCAGGCGCCGGGAGGACACCGGCGGAUCCCUGCACUCUGGUGUCCCACUCACCAGCAUCUCCUUGCCCCCUCGUUCCUUCCCUAACCCAUUAGAGAAGGGACCAUGAUUUGGAAACGCAGCGCCGUUCUCCGCUUCUACAGUGUCUGCGGGCUCCUGCUACAAGCGGCUGCUUCAAAGAAUAAAGUUAAAGGCAGCCAAGGGCAGUUUCCACUAACACAGAAUGUAACCGUUGUUGAAGGUGGAACUGCGAUUUUGACCUGCAGGGUUGAUCAAAAUGAUAACACCUCCCUCCAGUGGUCAAAUCCAGCUCAACAGACUCUGUACUUUGAUGACAAGAAAGCUUUAAGGGACAACAGGAUUGAGCUGGUUCGAGCUUCCUGGCAUGAAUUGAGUAUCAGUGUCAGUGAUGUGUCUCUCUCCGAUGAAGGGCAGUACACCUGUUCCUUAUUUACAAUGCCUGUCAAAACUUCCAAGGCCUAUCUCACUGUUCUGGGUGUUCCUGAGAAGCCUCAAAUUAGCGGAUUUUCAUCACCAGUCAUGGAAGGAGACCUGAUGCAGCUGACUUGUAAAACCUCUGGUAGUAAACCUGCAGCUGAUAUAAGGUGGUUCAAAAAUGACAAAGAGAUCAAAGAUGUAAAAUAUUUAAAAGAAGAGGAUGCAAAUCGCAAGACAUUCACUGUCAGCAGCACACUGGAUUUCCGAGUGGACCGGAGUGACGAUGGCGUGGCUGUGAUCUGCAGAGUAGACCAUGAGUCCCUCAAUGCCACCCCUCAGGUGGCCAUGCAGGUGCUAGAAAUACAUUAUACACCAUCAGUUAAGAUUAUACCAUCCACUCCUUUUCCACAAGAAGGACAGCCAUUAAUUUUGACUUGUGAAUCCAAAGGAAAACCACUGCCAGAACCUGUUUUGUGGACAAAGGACGGUGGAGAAUUGCCAGAUCCUGACCGAAUGGUUGUGAGUGGUAGGGAGUUAAACAUUCUUUUCCUGAACAAAACGGAUAAUGGUACAUAUCGAUGUGAAGCCACGAACACCAUCGGCCAAAGCAGUGCAGAGUAUGUUCUCAUUGUACACGAUGUUCCCAACACUUUGCUUUCCACUACUAUCAUCCCCUCCCUUACCACUGCAACAGUCACAACCACUGUAGCCAUAACAACCAGCCCAACCACAUCUGCAACAACCAGCAGCGUAAGAGAUCCCAAUGCUCUGGCUGGCCAGACUGGCCCUGAUCAUGCUCUUAUAGGAGGAAUAGUGGCUGUAGUUGUAUUUGUCACACUAUGUUCUAUAUUUCUGCUUGGUCGAUAUCUGGCAAGACAUAAAGGAACAUACUUAACAAAUGAAGCUAAAGGGGCUGAAGAUGCACCAGAUGCUGACACAGCCAUUAUCAAUGCUGAAGGCAGCCAAGUCAAUGCUGAAGAGAAAAAAGAGUAUUUCAUUUAAAAUGCAGGCCAAGAUUAUGAGUUUUCUUUACCAGGCUGGCUGCUGGAGAAAACUGGCUAUCAUCUUUCAGAAUUCAUUUCUACCAUCUUCUGCUACCUUUAUUAACUUCCAUACCGUACUGCUAUCAGUAGCCAGUGUAUACCAACAAUCAGCUGUCGAAAGCAUCAUUCUUUAAUUAUUGUACCAUUCAUAAUGCAGGACAUUUCUUACUGCCUAAAUUCCACACCAUUGCUCUUUUAACAUACAGUGCUUGAAUAUACAGCCUUAACAAUGUUAAUCAUCUCCUUGGAUCAUGGUAUUGAAUUGUUUUUAUACGUUGAAAAAGUAUGCAAAGGUGUUUUUUUUUUUUUACCCUCAUUUUUUUUCCCUUUAAAUCAUAAAUUUUGUCAGUGUACCACUGGACAGUUUUCACAAGGAACAGGAUUAGGUAAAGACCUAAUGCAUCUAAGUUUAUUCAGAAAUUAGAGGUUUACAACAAUGUUUUCUACAUGUCUGCCUUCAAAGACAUGUUUGGAAACAUACGCCCUAGAAAACACAACUGAAAAUACUGUAGAAUAGAUUCUGGAAUGUUUGAGAUAAUAUUGGUGAAGCUGUAUCAAUUUGCUAUUUAAAAAUAUAGUAUUUGAUACAGGAGCCAUGUGUGUAUGCAUUGCAAUCAUGAUAUGACAUCUUAUAUAAUUAUAUAGAUCUGACCAUUAGGUUAUUUUAGUUUCAUUUACCAAAACAUUUUUACCAACAUUUUACUGCUUCAGGAAUCACAAAGAUUUCAUUCAUUUUUCUAAUUUGAUUCUAUAAUUUAUUUGCUCCAUAAAGACUCACCUGCCUAAACAAAAUUGAAGUAUCCAUAGGGCACAAUUUUGAGACAUUUAGUAUCUGUAUAUAGUGCAUAUAAUAAAUCCAAUUAAACAUUAUUUGAUACAUAUUUAACUUUUUUGGCUGUAGGUAAUUCAGUCAUAAGUAAGCAUUUUCUAAUGUCCAUUAUAUCCCUUUAGAUAUUACUUAAACCAAUAUUAUAAGUAGAUAACAUGUAUUAGUAUUUUUGUCUGUAUGUCCUAGCACUGUUCAACAACAAAUUUUUCUAGUUCUUGUUAAUUUUUAUUUGUUAUACAAUGGAAGCACAAUGUUAUAAGGAAAGGUAAUUUUAAGCUAACAACCAGUGCACAGCCUCAGGUUUUAAAUUACAACCACAGUUGAAUAAUAACCUAAAAGUAAACUCUUAGUUUGCUAAAAAUUUACAAAUUUUAAUUUGGCAGUUCCAGAGCUGCUUACCUAUGUUGGUUUGCCAAAAAGAAGUGUUUAAGACAUGUUUUCUGUAUAAAUGAACUAAUUCUUUAUAUUAAAUUCCUGUCUAUGCAUUUUGUGAGGUACAAACUUAUGAACAGUUAGUGAUGGAGAAUUUCUGCCAUGCUUUUAACUCCAAGGUGAAAGUCUCUUUCUCUGGAUUAUUUCUGAAAUUUUGGUGUAUUUACCAUUAAGAAAUGCUGUAUUCUUAAAUAUGACAGAGUCAAUCUAAAGUCAUAUUAUUUCUUCUAGUAAAAUACAAUACUGCUAGAUUAGUUCUCAUUAAAUUUAUUACAUGCUAAAAAUUAAAAAUCCAGUUAGAUAAAAAUUAUUUUCCCAUUCACAAGCAUUGCACCUUUAAGAAGAAAACAAAUAUGACAAUAUGGUAGCUACACUUGUGAUGUCUGAAAGUAUGAUGGCCUAUGGUUUUAAAAAUAAUAUCUUGGAAUUUAUUUUUGGGAAAUGAGAAUGGUUGAGUAUGACAUCAUGUAUUAAUAUCAAAUGGAAGACAAGGGUGCUGUAUCUUAGAUUAUUUAUCAGAAAAGUAUAAACUUUUAAAGACUACGUUAGAACUUUUAAAUUGUUUUUUUUUGAUUGUUGAAAGCAUUUAUCUUGUUGAUUUCUCACAAAAGAAAAAGGACGAUGUCAGUCAAGCAGCACUUUUUCAGAAUAUACAGAACAUAAAUAAUAUGAUGUGGUUGAGUGUUAACAUAAUAAAUCAUAUACAGUAUGACAUUUUAAGGAAAUAAGUCUGCAUUGAUGUGAUUGCAUGCUUGUUUUUACAGUUCACUCCAUACCAUCUGUGGAAAAAUGCAAUAAUAUGUUAAUAUAGUAUGGUAGUUUGAGAGAAUCAGGUAGGUGCUACUAGACACAUUGAAACUAGAAUAGGUUUAUAAACUGUUCAUAUCUUUCAAUGCAUAAUCUUUAGAAAGACUCCACAAAACAAAAUCCAUCCUGUUAGUACACAAUGGAAAGGUUCUUAUUACAGAAGUAAGUUGUAUAAACUGCAUCAUCAAUUACUAUUUAAAACUUAAUUUCAGGAUGCACUUACAAAAUUGCUACUCUUCAUAGAUGCUGUAUUUACAUCCCUUUUCAUUUUGUCUAUAUUCUACUUGCUCCAACUGCUAAAUUGUUGCCUAAAUAACUCAAUCAUUAUUUAUAGCACUAUAAAAUUAGAAAUCAAAAAUUGGUUGUAUUUCAAAAGUUUUGACUCUUUUAACCCUUUAGAGUAAUAUAAAAAGUCAAUAGAACUCUUUAAAAGAAACUAAUAUAUUAUGAUUUGUGGGCUCUAAUGAAAUAUUUAGCCAGUUAAAAUAGUUAGAUUUGAAUUAGGUAUCAUUUUUAGUUCUUGAAAAAUAUAGCAAUAGAGCUGUAUUUUACUCUCUUUAAAAUUUAUUUUAUUUCCACCAAACAAGGGAAUAGAUUAUAAAAAUUCUACACAUUUCUAUAAAAAUCAGGAAAAAAUACAAAAAUGGGACCAUGUCAAUUGCAAUGUGUGAAAUGUGCACAUGUGUAUGCACAGAGCCAAAUUCUGUCUCUACUUAUUGAGCACAGUAGCUAUGGAACUGAAUGGAAGGAGUGUGAACACACAUAUACCCCUAGUAGAGUAUGAAACAUUAUUCUUUACCCAAAGUAGCUAUUCUCUGCCAGUGUACUGUUUACAGUGUAAAUUAAUUGUCCUCCAUCAAAAAAGUGUAAACAGCAUUAUUUUUUUCCCAUUUUUGAGUGUCCUAGAUGGGAUGAUUAUUCAAAUUAGGAAGAAAAAGGAAAGUUUAUGAAUGCAAGAGCAAAGAUCGAGCACAUGAGCACAUGACGUGUGUGUUUGUGUGGGUUUGGCUGUGGCUGUGCGUGUGUGAGAGAGAAAGAGAGAUUUCAACUUGUUUUCUUUUACCAGAGAACCCAAGAAGCAGUUUAAGGAACCUGAUAUUGGAGUUUAAUCUAGAAACUGGAUGAUCUCAUAUUGAUUCAAGAUGCUUAAUAUUGCAUUGAAACCCAACAAUUAAAAUAGAGAAAGAAAACUAACUUUCCUAAAUAUGGCAAAGAAGCUAACACCUCAUUUAUUUUUAUUUCUUUGUAAAAAUAUAAAUAUCUCAGUAAAAAGGACAGGCUCACUUGUAAUUAUGUACUCAUGACUGUAACAGCAUUGAGAUUCCAUAUAGGCACAUGUACAGCAGCUGUUUGACCGUGAUGGUUCUUCCAUGUAACAUACCAGUUAACGUGUAAUUUAGUGCCACUUACUGCAAAGUGUUACCAAGGGGAACAUUUAAAGUACAUUUUAUUUUCCUUUGGACAUAAGAAUAAUUUUAUGAAUGAUAAAUAUGAAAUUCAUGUUAUGUUUUUUAAUUGUGAAGAAAAUGCAAAACCUCGUAACUUUCUGCAACUUCCCCAUUGUAUUGCGGAUUACUUAGAGCCCACAAAAAAUGCCCAAUAUUAUCUCCCUUUGCAAAUGGUAAUCUGUGAUGAAUAUACAAAGCAAAACAAACAAACAAAAAAACUGGAAACCACAGCUGAAAGAAAUGAAACACCUAAUAAGAAUUACUGAGUAAUGCUUUUUAUUAAGUGGCACAAAGUACACACUAAAAACUAUGCAAAAUAUAGGUAACUACAGUGUACGUACAUGUAAGUAUCUUGUACUUGCUGUGUAUGGAUGUUGGAAACCCAUGUAAUUAUAAUAUGCAUUUUGAAUAUUGGGAAAGAGGAAAUCUUAGUGUAGAUAAUAGAAUUUGUUUUGAAAUAUACACUGGCAAUAUUGAAAUAUACUCAGUGCAAUAUCUGCAAUUCUAUUGCUGGAUACUAAUGCAAAGGGAUUUUAAAGAAUUCUUUAACACAAUCCGAGAGGUUGCUAAUCUUCACCUCCCACACACUAAAACAUUAAUUAAAAAUAUAAUUGAUUCAACAACAAACACUUUAAGUUUUUCUUAUUUAAUCAUGAAUGUGACACAAUAAAAUUAUUUGGCCUAGUUUUUAACACUACUGGAGACAAAGAAAUAACCUGAGUUGUAAACUUUGAUAACUAAUUGAAUUUGAAAUUCUUAAACUUUUUUGAAAUGUGUGUAUAUUUUAAUCGAUUACGGUACUUUUAUUAUAAGUACACAUUUAUUCAAUCAAAGAACAUAGAUUACCAUUAAUUAAUAGUUAAAGUCACUAUAUCUUAAUGGGGAUUUUUUGGGACUUUUUUUCUGUUGUUUUUUUUCCCCUUUUCUCUCCCUAUUCUGUCCCAGACAUACCCUUUGCACUUAUACCCUUCCAAAGGCAAUGGAUUGAAAGAAAAUAGCAAAAUUAUAGAGAGCUAAAGGGGACAACAUACAAGAAUGGGUUCUAAACUCAUCAGCAUUUUUAUGUAUUGAGAUUAUUAAUAUUGAAUGCAAUAGUUAUUGGAUAUAGCUGGUAAGUUCUCUGCCAUGCAUACUUACAAUAAUCCUUCUACCUCUCACUUUUAACAUGGGCUAUGAUAUAGAAGAAAUAAUUAUUUACAGGAUAUCCCAGGAAGCACUCUUUGGGACUAACAUUCAGUCCUCUCCCCAGCCCCUGGGAAAUCUCAAAAGCCAAUUUCUUUUAUUGUAUUCAAUGGUGUAUGGAUUUGCAUUUGUUUUUCCUUUCCUAUCAUUAACUUUUCCUAUAGGCAAAAUAUGCUAACUUUAUAAGGAUAGUUCUUCUCAUGCCUACUUAGUAUUUCAAUGUAAUAUAAGUGUGUUGAUUUUUAAAAAAUAAUUUAAAUGGCAACACUUUGGAAUCCAAUCUUACAUUUCAUUUAAUAUUUAAAAUGCAACAGUUUCUUAUAAAUCAAUGCUGUACUUUUAAGUAAAAAUUAUGUAUGUGAUUUAUUUUCCCAAGAACUGUUAUCUAUGUAAGACAAAAAUUUAAGUAUUUAAAAUUGCCUCCUUAUUAACACAUAAUAUCUGAAUAAUGAAUGCAAAGUAUUGCGACAAAUGCCCACUUUAUUCUGUCUGCUUAGACAUAAUAUGAAUUUUUCAAAUGAUGUAAUUUAAUUAUUCUAAAAGGAAAUUACAUUUUAAAAGCAAUUUUUCCUAAGGA
This is a messenger RNA of Lutra lutra (Eurasian river otter), 7274 nucleotides long. It is a transcript of the gene CADM2, whose product is annotated as cell adhesion molecule 2. The record is from RefSeq and is a predicted model, not a curated record. The coding region runs from base 624 to 1958 and encodes 444 amino acids. Lineage: Eukaryota; Metazoa; Chordata; Mammalia; Carnivora; Mustelidae. The transcript is spliced from 11 exons.